This is a messenger RNA of Caenorhabditis briggsae, 225 nucleotides long. NCBI's taxonomy places the organism in Eukaryota, Metazoa, Nematoda, Chromadorea, Rhabditida, Rhabditidae. The coding region runs from base 1 to 225 and encodes 74 amino acids. The record is from RefSeq and is a predicted model, not a curated record. The transcript is spliced from 2 exons.
AUGAACAAGCUCCUCCUUCUUUUCGUCAUCGUUGCUAUCAUCGCUAUGGCUUCUGCUCAAUGGGGAGGUGGUCCAUACGGUCGUGGAGGAUACGGACCAUACGGUGGACGUGGAUACGGAGGAUACGGAGGACGUGGAUACGGAUACGGAGGACGUGGACCAUACGGAUACGGACCACGUUACGGAUACGGACCAGGACUUCUAGGAGCUCUCGUCGGAAAGUAA